This is a messenger RNA of Macrosiphum euphorbiae (potato aphid), 1245 nucleotides long. The record is from the annotation of a GenBank genome assembly. NCBI's taxonomy places the organism in Eukaryota, Metazoa, Arthropoda, Insecta, Hemiptera, Aphididae.
AUGAUCAGUUUCGACGAGGCAUCUUCAGUUGAAAGUUUAACAGGCAAAUUGGUUGUUUCUGAUGAACUCUCAUUGCUUAUUGAGAACAAUACAAAUGUGAAAGACCUAGAUACGAAACAAAUAGAUCAGUUAAUAAGUUUAACAAAUUCAUGGAUGGAAUCAUUACAGAAAGAAAUUAAUUUUGUCGAAGACAUAAUGGGAGGAAAAAUUCAAUACGCGUCCGCAAUUAAAGAAUACGGUUUUUGGAAAAAACGUUAUAAUAACUUCAAAGAGAUAUUGGAACAACUGUUGACCGACAAAAUAGUGCUAAAAUGCAUAAAUAUUUUGGAACAAAUUGUUAACAGCCAAAUUGUUUCAUAUACGUUGAUGAGAUUUAAUGAAUUAAAAAACGACUUUCAAAUAAUGUAUGAUACUACUGUUCGAAACACCAUGUAUUUCAUGGAAUUGAUUUACGAUGGAAUUGAUUCAAUCAUUAACGCACCGUUUUCAGUCAUCGUAGAAAACUUCAUACCACUGUACAACAAUUUAAAUCUAAUGUGGUUAACAUCAAGUUUGUUUAGCCGGAAAAAACACAUGGAACGUCUACUCGAAUCAAUUUCCAAUUCGAUUGCCGAUAGAGUUUCUAUAACUUUGAGUAUACCCGAGAUAUUUCGAUACAAAACAUCUAAUGCUAUAGACUUGGUCAAAGGUGGCUUGUACAUUUUGGACCAAUGGGAAGCGACAUAUAAUAAAUGUAAAAAGGAUAUUGAAGCGAUAUCCGCCAUUUAUUUUAGGCGAUGGGCUUGGGAGUUUGACGAGGACAUACUAUUCCAUCGAUUACAUUUUGUCCGUUUAAUUGUACGUGAUCUAGACAAAAUAAUGAAGAUUAUAGAACUGAUAUUAAUGAGGCCUGAAGUUAGUCAUAUUUUCAAAAAUGACUCGGAAUGUCAAAUAUUUAUUAAAAAUUACAUUACUCGUAUUUUUUUUGAUUUGGAAAUCAAUGUGUACGAUAGUAAUAGAGAAGAAAUUUGGAAAAAAAUAAUGGAUCAAUUUCUUUAUCAUUUUGAAAAUAACGUCUAUCAUAAAAUUAGCCAAUCAAUGAUGGUUUCAAACAGUGCAAUGAACGAUGUCAAAGUAUUGCAAUUUUUCGAGAACAUGAUGAUUCGGAGCACAUUAAUAAAGAAACUUCGACCAAAGUACGUGAUUAUUUUAGAAAAGUUCGUUGUAGAAAUUAACAAUUAUAAUACACAAUUCAUGGUGAGUUAA